CAAUCUCUCAAUAAUUUACAAUAUAAUUAUAUAUAUUUAUCCGAACGGGCGAAGUAGAGAGAAAGAUCUUCCGGUUCCCGCGAGGGAAGCUCUGAUCAAAUCAAACGAGACCCUCUUCCUCUUCUCUCCGCAGAAAAACCACAUUUCAUUUUCACUUUCAAUUCCAUUUAUCCCUUCCAUUUCUGUUCUCAUUUCAUCAUUUGUGUUUCCUUGUGUUGUUGUAUUCAAAAAUAUGGAAGCGGCCAUGGGAUUGAUGAGGAGAAUGCCUCCAAAGCACUCCGAAACCGCUCUUUCCGCUCUUCUUACUCUCUUACCUCACCAUUCUUCCGAUCUGCUUUCCCAGGUUGACCAGCCUCUUCAGGUUAUAUGUGAUGUGGACAAUGGGAAGGAAUUCAUUUUGUGCGAAUACAACAGAGAUGCAGAUUCAUAUAGAUCACCGUGGUCGAACAAAUAUCAUCCACCAUUGGAAGAUGGAGCUAUGCCAUCUAUAGAGUUGCGGAAACUUGAAAUUGAAGCAAAUGAAGUAUUCACAAUCUAUCGUGACCAGUAUUAUGAAGGUGGCAUUUCAUCUGUGUAUAUGUGGGAAGAUGAUGAGGAAAGUUUUGUCGGCUGUUUUUUGAUAAAGAAAGAUGGCUCAAAGACUGGUCAUGGUCGAAGGGGAUUUCUACAAGAGGGAGCAUGGGAUGCCAUUCAUGUUAUUGAGGUGAGACUAGAAGAUGAGGGUACAGCUAGCUAUUGUCUAACAAGUACAGUCAUGCUAUCAUUGACGACAGAUAACAAUGCUGCAGGGACUUUUAGUUUGUCUGGUUCAAUUAGAAGACAGAUGAAGAUGAAGCUCUCAGUUGCAGAAGGCCAUCUUUGUAACAUGGGUCGAAUGAUCGAAGAAAUGGAAAGUAAGCUGAGGAAUUCACUCGAUCAGGUAUAUUUUGGGAAAACAAAAGAGAUGGUUUGCACCUUGCGGCCACCCUCAGAAGUGGUGCAUAUGAAAUUGCCCGACAAGUGACCACUGAUUAUACAGAACCCGAAUUGGCACAGCGAACCGGUGGACAGUUGUAAGUCAUUUUUCUACUUUGUAACAGUUUGUGAUUUGAAUUUGAUUACGUUUUUCAAUCUUUAUUCAUGUCAAAAAAAAAGAAAAAAAAGAAGCUGUUUAGUUGUGAGUGUACUGAUUGUAGGGAUUUGACAGUUCAUUAGUUGCAAAUUUGAGACGGAGUUUUGAAUUGAAAAUUGCAUUUGAUUCU
Molecule: messenger RNA, 1241 nt
Organism: Cucumis sativus (cucumber)
Lineage: Eukaryota; Viridiplantae; Streptophyta; Magnoliopsida; Cucurbitales; Cucurbitaceae
Product: probable F-actin-capping protein subunit beta
Exons: 8
Coding region: 233-1003 (256 amino acids)
Biological process (GO): cell morphogenesis; actin cytoskeleton organization; barbed-end actin filament capping
Cellular component (GO): F-actin capping protein complex; cytoplasm
Molecular function (GO): actin filament binding
Source: RefSeq, a predicted model, not a curated record